AGUGGCCCCUGGCCUCCACAGCUGACCACAUGAAGGUGGUUUCUAGCCUCUUACUUCCUGUCCUUCUGGCAGAGGUGUGGCUGGUGACUAGUUUUAAUCUCAGCUCCCCUUUCCCAGAGUCCCAAGCAGAGCUGGAGUCUCAGGAUCGUCGGAAUCAGACUUGGGAGGACACAAGGACUGUCCUCAGUGAUGGUGAUAAUGAUGAUGAUGACGAUGAUGCAGAGGAGGAGGAGGAGCAUUGGCUGAGGACCAGCCAGCAGCAGCUCUCCAAUGAGACUUCAAACUUUGGCUUCAGCAUGCUCCGAAAGAUCUCCAUGAGGCAUGAUGGCAAUGUGAUCUUCUCACCAUUUGGCCUGUCUGUGGCUAUGGUGAACUUGAUGCUGGGGGCCAAAGGAGAGACCAAAGUCCAGGUGGAGAAUGGACUCAACCUACAGGUUCUGAGCCAUGCAGGACCCCUGGUCCUCCCAGCCCUCUUCAAGAGGCUCAGACAGACCUUCUCUCGCAACCAGGAGCUGGACCUCACCCAGGGCAGCUUUGCUUUUGUCCACAAGGACUUCGAGGUUAAAGAGACCUUCCUCAAUCUAUCCAAGAAGUAUUUUGAUACAGAGUGUGUGCCUACCAAUUUUCAAAAUUCCUCACAGGCCAGAGGGCUCAUGAACCACUACAUUAACAAAGAGACUCGGGGGAAAAUUCCCAAACUCUUUGAUGAGAUUCAUCCUGAAACAAAGUUAAUUCUGGUGGACUACAUCUUAUUCAAAGGGAAGUGGCUGACUCCAUUUGACCCCAUCUUCACUGAGGAUGACACUUUCCACCUGGACAAAUACAAGGCAAUUAAGGUGCCCAUGAUGUACCGGGAAGGUAACUUUGCCUCCACCUUUGAUAAGAAGUUCCGUUGUCACAUCCUUAAACUGCCCUACCAAGGAAAUGCCACGAUGCUCGUGGUCCUCAUGGAGAGAACAGGUGACCACUUGGCCCUGGAGGACUAUCUGACCAUUGACCUCGUGGAGACAUGGCUCCAGAAUAUGAAAACCAGGAAAAUGGAGGUCUUCUUUCCCAAGUUUAAGCUGAACCAGAGGUAUGAGAUGCACAAGCUGCUCCAGCAGAUGGGAAUCAGGAGAAUCUUCUCCACCUCAGCUGACCUCGGCGAACUCUCAGCCAUGACAAGAAAUCUUCAGGUGUCCAAGGUCUUACAACAGUCAGUGCUUGAGGUGGAUGAGAGGGGAACUGAAGCAGUGACAGCGACGCUGUCAGAGAUUGUCGCUUACACCAUGCCUCCUGUCAUCAAAGUGGACCGGCCUUUUCACUUCAUGAUCUACGAGGAGAUGUCCAGGAUGCUCCUGUUCCUGGGCAGGGUAGUGAACCCGACUGUCCUGUGACUCAGGUGUGUGCAUGUAAGGGCUCUGUCACUGCAGGUGCAGAGCCAGAGGUAUCUGAACCACAGGACACUGGGGGUGGGUGGUAAAGGAUGUGUCCCCUGUGCCCAUCCAGUUUGUUGCGGCUGUUCUCUGAUUAACACAGAAAUUAAAAUGACUCGUGCCUUAAGGAGGCA
Acomys russatus (golden spiny mouse) is the source of this 1549-nucleotide messenger RNA. RefSeq names its product serpin family A member 10 (gene Serpina10). The record is from RefSeq and is a predicted model, not a curated record. Gene Ontology annotation, biological process: blood coagulation; negative regulation of endopeptidase activity. NCBI's taxonomy places the organism in Eukaryota, Metazoa, Chordata, Mammalia, Rodentia, Muridae. Gene Ontology annotation, molecular function: serine-type endopeptidase inhibitor activity.